CCACCUGUACUUGUAUUAUUUUGGUAUUCGUAUAAAUGUUUUCCUCUUUCUCUCUUCUCUUCUAAAUCUAAUUCGAAUCUUCGCCAGUUAAUAGAAACUCAACUUUGAGUAGAUAAUACUGCUGGAUGUCUCGUCUCUAAUUAUUGUAUUUGGAAAAUAGUUUUGAGUUGAGGAUCUAAUCAUUACCAGAUUUAAUAUAAUUGGCAAAUGGGGUCUGAAGGUCCUACGACACCGACAACAACAAUUCAUGUGACAGGAUUUAAGAAAUUCCAUGGAGUUUCAGAGAAUCCAACAGAAACAAUUGCCAAUAAUUUGACGGAGUACAUGAAUAAGAAGGGUUUGCCAAAGGGUUUAGUUAUUGGGAGCUGCAGCAUUCUUGAGACUGCUGGUCAAGGAGCACUUGUUCCACUGUACCAGAGAUUACAAUCCGCCGUUAUUGCCAAGGACACUGAAUCUUCAAAUUCCAAUAGAAUUAUUUGGCUGCAUUUUGGGGUUAACAGUGGUGCAACAAGGUUUGCUAUAGAGAACCAAGCUGUCAAUGAGGCUAAUUUCCGAUGCCCUGAUGAAAUGGGAUGGAAGCCCCAGAAAGUCCCCAUUGUUCCUUCGGAUGGUGGAAUUUCGCGAACAAGGGAGACUUCACUUCCUGUUGUGGAGAUCACCAAAGCCUUGGCAGAGAAGGGAUAUGAAGUUAUGGUAUCAGUUGAUGCAGGCAGGUUUGUGUGCAAUUACGUUUACUAUCAUUCCCUUCGCUUCACCGAGCAAAACGGGAUCAAAUCCCUUUUCGUGCACGUGCCGCUCUUCGUGACAAUAAAUGAAGAGACUCAAAUGCAAUUCGCAGCUUCCUUGUUAGAGGUGCUUGCCUCUAUACCUCAGUAGUACCAUUACACUCGAUCUCAGACCCUCAAAAGUGGGAGCUCCUAUAUUUAUUCUGGUGUGAUUAUGCUUAUGAAAGUGGAUGAUGGUAUCUUGAAUGAGAUAGUUAUAAUAAAAAUAUUGUAUUUAAAUGGAAACGGUUUAAUGAAAAUGGCAUAUGUUGUAGAGGGCAUUUGCUCUCAUUGGUAAAUGUUUCUGAUUAAAGGUUCCAGCACAUUGUGAUGACAGUUUGAUAUCUUCAAUGUUUACCUUGUGAAUAAAUGUUCAUUUUCUUUAUAAUAA
Molecule: messenger RNA, 1155 nt
Organism: Glycine soja
Lineage: Eukaryota; Viridiplantae; Streptophyta; Magnoliopsida; Fabales; Fabaceae
Product: pyrrolidone-carboxylate peptidase-like
Exons: 5
Coding region: 208-876 (222 amino acids)
Biological process (GO): proteolysis
Cellular component (GO): cytosol
Molecular function (GO): pyroglutamyl-peptidase activity
Source: RefSeq, a predicted model, not a curated record